This is a messenger RNA of Nerophis lumbriciformis (worm pipefish), 1784 nucleotides long. RefSeq names its product protein mono-ADP-ribosyltransferase PARP11-like. Gene Ontology annotation, molecular function: NAD+ poly-ADP-ribosyltransferase activity. NCBI's taxonomy places the organism in Eukaryota, Metazoa, Chordata, Actinopteri, Syngnathiformes, Syngnathidae. Gene Ontology annotation, cellular component: nucleus. The record is from RefSeq and is a predicted model, not a curated record.
GUCGUCCUGUGACGUGGAAACAAGGAAAUGACAACAAACAUCUAAAGAGGCUGAUUUGGCCUUGAAAUUCGACGUUAAUGGCUGCCGGCGGCCGCCGCCGUCACUUCUGGGUGUGCCGUCAGAGUUCCCCGGUGACGUGGCGACAUGUGGCCGCUCUUCUUCCCCCGUGUUUGGACGGAACUUUCAGGAUGAUUGCGCUCGGCCAGCCUCGAAACCCCACAGCCGGUGGGCCCGUUUCCUUUGUUCUCCCCCCGGUGGUCUCGCAAUGUUAGCCAUGCUCGCCACCAGGACCGCCGAGGAUGAGUCCGCUGAGGUGGAGGACAUGGACACCCUGGAGCCCAACUGGAGCUGGUUCUACCUGGCCGAAUGUGGGGUGUGGCACAUGUUUGAGAUCGAUCCCAGUGCCGCCUGCUCCGUGACCAGCGCUCAGAUCGAGCAGUGCUACAGCCGGAACCAGCGCGGCGUCAUGGAGUUCUACACGGCCAAGUACACCUACAGGCUGGACUUCUCGGUCAUGCGGCAGAUCAAUCUCACCACAGGGAAGCAGCGGCCGAUCAAACGCUCCAUCUGCUCAGCCACCGGCUUCAGGUUUAUUUGCGACAACCUGGCCUUGCCUGUUCCGUGUCACUGGGAGAGGAUCAACGUGGAUGAGCCCUAUCAGCUCAUCCAGCUGGGGAGGGACACCUACGAGUUUAAAGAAGUCACUCGCCUCUAUGAGAGGACCAUGGAUCGUCCCAUCAAAUCCAUUCAGAGGAUCCAGAACUUGGACUUGUGGGAGUUCUUCUGCAGGAAGAAAAUGCAACUAAGGAAAGUCAAGCGCACUUUGGAUAUUGAGGAGCGCAUGCUGUUCCAUGGCACGGGACACAUCAACAUACAGGCCAUAUGCAUGUUUAACUUUGAUUGGCGGCUCACAGGAGGCAACGGCGACGUCUACGGCAAAGGGAGCUACUUCGCCCGGGAUGCCAAAUACUCCAGCAAGUACUGUCACAGCACGGGGAAGCACAACAACAACCUGCAGAGACACGGACUCGCCCCGCCGAUAUUUGCCAGCGAGCCGUCCUAUAAAAGCAUGUUCCUGGCGAGGGUUCUGGUGGGCGAGUACACGCUAGGCCAGGCCUACUACUGCAGGCCGCCCUCCAAGGACACCAGCCUGACCAACUUUUACGACAGCUGCGUGGACGACAUGGCCAACCCCAAGAUCUACGUCAUCUUCGACAGCAACCAGGUGUACCCGGAGUACCUGAUCGAGUUCUACUGAAGGAGGACGGGCGCAGAUUCCACAAGGAGGUAGGCGGUUCCAGCGACGUCGUGAUAGUCCCGUGCCUAAGUGGAGCGUGAAUAAUCUCAAGUGCCUUUAAGGACUGCGGCCGAAGAGGACAAUGACAACUUUAUAUCGCACGAAAAUGGGCCGUCGUUGUCAAAGUCUGAUUUCCCCGUCAUAAAUGUUAGUGGGUGGUUUAUGUACAUAUUUAUACAAAACAUCCCCAUUGUCUUCAAACGUGUCACGACUAAUAACUGCAGCGUCAUGCAAUGUGGCUUAGCUCCAGUGUGUAUGCAUCGUAAAUCAUCUUGUUGAGAUGUCCCCGUUUUUUCUUUGUGGUUCUUGUGGGAAGAGGCACCAAAAGGGAUCGCCACAGGGUGGUGCAACUGUACAAAUAUAGUUUCAAGGAAACUCGGUUAAUUAAGAGAAGAGCCUUGUGUUAAGUCUCUAUGUAAUUUGCACAUUGUGAAGCUAGUGAUUCUACUGCACCUUAGAGUGAAGCUAAUAAAUAUUUAUUAAGUUG